GACAUAUAACUGGAACCUUUUAUGGAAUCUUACUCUUAAAAAAAUCAAUAUCCCAGUUUUCAAUUUUCAUUACUGCAUUUCCUCUUCUCCCAUCAAUUCCCAAACAAACCCCUCCAAGUUCCCAAGAUUCCCACGCAAAACAUCCGUUUCCGCUAGUAGAAUUUGAAAACCCUGAAUCCGAAAUGGCCGAAGAUGGAGAAGAGAAAGAGGAGGAUGUCCAGCAAGAAGAACAGGAAGAUGAAGAUAUCGAAGGGGCUUCGUCAGAAACCGAUUCGUUCAUCGACGACGAUAAUGAAUUAGCCGCAGAAGAAGCAGAAUUGCUUCCCGAGGAGCCUUUGACAGAAGAAGAAAUUGAAGAGCUCAUUGCUGAACUUCUUGAAGUUGAAAGUAAGGCUGCAGAGGCACAAGAGGCUCUAGAACUAGAGUCACUGGCAAAAGUGGAGGCCGAUGUUAGGGCAGAGCUGGCUCAAGAACUCACUGUUGAUGAUUUAGAAGGUGCGGUUGCUGAAGAGAUGAAGAUAUAUAAACUGGAGUGGGAAAAUGUGCUCGAUGAACUUGAGACAGAAAGUGCUCAACUUUUGGAGCAACUGGAUGGUGCUGGAAUUGAACUUCCAAGUCUAUAUAAGUGGAUUGAAAGUCAAGCUCCCAAUAGUUGCUGCACUGAAGCAUGGAGAAGGAGAACUCAGUGGGUUGGAUCUCACGCGACAAGCGAUUUUAGUGAAGCUGUCAUUGAUGCUGAGAAAUAUCUUGAUAUUAAUAGACCUGUAAGAAGAAAACAUGGCAAAAUUCUAGAAGAAGGGGCUAGUGGGUUUUUAAGUAGAAAACUUACUGGAAAUGGUAGCAAUGAAGAAUUGGACACAGGAGUAGAUUGGUCUUCGUUCAACAAAAUGUGCUCUGAUAAGUCAUCUUUGGAUAAUGUCUCAUUUGGAAGCAAGCAGUGGGCUUCUGUUUACCUGGCUAGUACCCCACAGCAAGCUGCUGAGCUGGGUCUAAAGUUUGCCGGAGUAGAUGAGGUUGAAGAGAUUGAUGAUAUUGAUGAUGAUCCAGUUAAUGUCAUUAUUACCGAUCUAUCUGAAGAGCAGAAGAGAAAAUUUAGGAAGGUCAUGGAGGAAGACGAUGUCAAAAUUGAUAAGAAACUUCAGAGACGUCUGAAAAGGAAUAGAAACAGGCGGAAAUCUGAAACAACAGACCAAGUCACUGACUGUGACCAACGUUAUAGCUCUGAUCAAGAUUUGGAAACCCAAUCACACGGAUCUAGUGUUUUUGUGAUGGGCAAGGAAAAAUGCAACGAUGACUCUUCAGUUGUUGAUGCGAGAGGGUUGAAACGUCAGCUUGAAACUGAUGAAUCUGAUGCUGAAAAUAGAAAGCGUCAGGUCAUUAUUGUAGAUUCUGAGGGGGAAGACGAAGAUCUUGCUGCUGAUAGAUCUUCUCCAGCAUGUGAUUUGAGUACGACGAUGGAUCAAUGGAAUUCAGAAGGUUAUAAAGUGGAUAUGUUGCCUUCAGAUUCUCUUCCUGUGAUGAAUGAGAACAAAACCUUUCGUUGCACUGCUUGUGAUAAGCUUACUAACAAAGUACAUCGACAUCCACUUUUGGAUGUUAUUGUCUGUAUGGAUUGCAAAACCUUGAUGGUAGCAAAGAUGAAGGAUGUUGAUUGCUCAGAGUGCUACUGUAGAUGGUGCGGACGGAGCAGUGAUUUGUUAAGUUGUAGGCUGUGCAAAGCAUUAUUCUGUAGUUUAUGCAUACAAAGGAAUCUCGGCAAGGAACUUUUGUCAGGAAUUAAAUCAUCUGGUUGGGAGUGUUGCUGUUGUUCACCAACUAUCAUAAAAAAAUUGACUUUAGCAUUAGAGAAAUCUAUAGAAUCUAGAGAUCUAGCUACAGAUGAUUCAAGUUCUGAUUCGAGUUCUGAUUCGGAUACUGAAAAUUCAGAUGCUGCAGCAAACAUCCAGACCAGUACUAAAAGAAGGCAGAAGAAGAGAAUUCGCAGAAUCCUCGACGAUACUGAAUUGGGAGAAGAGACUAAAAGGAAAAUUGCAAUUGAAAAGGAACGCCAAGAGCGUCUUAAAUCAUUGGGGGCACAAUUCUCGAGCAAAGCAAGGAUGAUGAGUUUUGGAGACUUGAGUAAGAAGUACUCUGAAAAUGGUAAUGUUGAAAUGCUUGGCGAUUCGAAGACAGGAUAUGUUGUUAAUGUGGUGAGAGAUGAAGGUGAAGAGGCUGUUAGGAUUCCCCCCAGCAUGUCGGCAAAAUUGAAAUCUCACCAGGUUGCAGGCAUUCGAUUUAUGUGGGAAAAUGUAAUUCAGUCCAUUAAAAACGUGAAGUCUGGAGAUAAGGGUCUUGGUUGCAUCCUAGCUCAUACUAUGGGUUUAGGUAAAACUUUUCAGGUAAUUGCAUUUCUGUAUUCUGCAAUGCGAUGUGUUGAUUUAGGGUUUAGAACUGCUCUCAUCGUCACACCUGUUAGUGUUCUGCAUAAUUGGAGGCAUGAAUUUCUAAAAUGGAGGCCAACAGAACUGAAACCUCUUCGUAUCUUUAUGCUUGAAGAUGUUCCAAGGGAGAAGAGAUCUGAAUUGCUGCAGAAAUGGAGAACUAAAGGUGGUGUUUUUUUAAUUGGCUAUGCUGCUUUUCGAAAUCUGUCUUUGGGAAAGCAUAUAAAGGACCGUCAAAUUGCAAGAGAAAUCUGCCAGUCACUCCAGGAUGGGCCGGAUAUACUAGUGUGCGAUGAAGCUCAUAUCAUAAAAAAUACCAGGGCUGAUGUCACACAAGCCUUGAAACAAGUAAAAUGUCAGAGACGGAUUGCUUUAACUGGGUCUCCUCUACAGAACAACUUGAUGGAGUACUAUUGUAUGGUAGAUUUUGUUAGAGAAGGAUUUCUUGGAAGCAGCCACGAAUUCGGAAAUCGAUUUCAGAAUCCUAUAGAAAAUGGUCAACACGCCAAUUCUACUGAUGAGGAUGUGAAGAUUAUGAACCAAAGGUCUCAUAUUCUCUAUGAACAAUUAAAAGGAUUUGUGCAGAGGAUGGAUAUGAGUGUUGUGAAGAAAGAUUUGCCACCAAAAAUUGUCUUUGUAGUGUCUGUUAAGCUUUCUCCUUUACAGAGAAAAUUAUACAAAAGGUUUCUUGAUGUGCAUGGUUUCACGAAGGAUAAGGUUACUGGUGAAAAGAUAAGAAAGAGAUCUUUUUUUGCAGGAUAUCAAGCCUUAGCUCAGAUAUGGAACCAUCCUGGGAUAUUGCAACUAAUGAAAGAAAACAGAGAUGCUACUAAGCGUGAAGAUACUGUUGAAAAUUUCAUUGUCGAGGAUUGCUCAAGUGAUGAGAACACAGACAAUAAUGUGAUUCCUUCAGAAAAACCAAAUCAAAACAAUGAUUUACCACUCAGAAAAGAUGCCACCGGCUUCCUUCACGGGGACUGGUGGAGUGAUCUUCUAAAAGAAAAUAGUUACAAGGAGGUUGAUUAUAGUGGUAAAAUGGUUCUACUUCUUGAUAUCCUGUCCAUGUGCUCUAAUGCUGGUGACAAAGUACUAGUCUUUAGCCAGAAUUUGGCAACACUGGACCUGAUUGAGCUCUACCUUUCAAGAUUGCCACGUCCUGGGAAAAAGGGAAAGCUUUGGAAGCAAGGGAAAGACUGGUUCAGAUUAGAUGGAAGAACAGAACCUUCCCAAAGACAGAAAAUUGUUGAGAGGUUUAAUGAGCCAUUGAAUAGAAGGGUGAAAUGCACUUUGAUAUCAACCAAAGCUGGAUCUCUCGGUAUCAACCUCCAUGCUGCUAACCGAGUGAUUAUUGUUGAUGGAUCAUGGAACCCAACUUAUGAUCUUCAAGCUAUAUAUAGGGCUUGGAGGUAUGGACAAACAAAACCUGUUUUUGCGUACCGGUUGCUGGCACAUGGAACGAUGGAGGAAAAAAUAUAUAAGCGUCAGGUUACGAAGGAAGGCCUGGCUGCAAGGGUAGUUGAUCGGCAGCAAGUGCAUCGAACCAUGUCAAGAGAAGAGAUGCUGCAUCUGUUUGAAUUUGGAGAUGAUGAUGGUGCUGAUGGCCGGUCUCGAGAAUUCCAUGGCCUGGGCCGAGACAGAAAAAAGGCCUAAAGGUCUUAUUCCUAAUGACUUAACGAAUUAAAGUGUGUAAAUAAAUUAUAUUUGAAUUACAAUUAACGUAAUAAUAAUUUACUAAAAUGAGUGAAUUAAAAUCAUAGUAAAGGGUUUAUAUAUACUUAUAUCCCCAAAUCAAUGUUCUGGAAAUUA
Molecule: messenger RNA, 4226 nt
Organism: Cuscuta campestris
Lineage: Eukaryota; Viridiplantae; Streptophyta; Magnoliopsida; Solanales; Convolvulaceae
Source: the annotation of a GenBank genome assembly